This is a messenger RNA of Sphenostylis stenocarpa, 1008 nucleotides long. NCBI's taxonomy places the organism in Eukaryota, Viridiplantae, Streptophyta, Magnoliopsida, Fabales, Fabaceae. The record is from the annotation of a GenBank genome assembly.
AUGAUAACUUGGAACCUAUUGCACGCAAGAAUAAGCUGUAUACACGCAAAAGCGCUGUUAUUUCUUCAUUUUUCGUUGUUGGUCAAAGAAAUAGUACCUGGGAACCCUGAAUAUUCAAGCUCUGAUAUGGGGUACCUCAAUUCAGUUUUGUCCUCCUCAAGCCAGGUUCAUGCGGCAGAAGAUUCACCUGUCAGUGGAGGGGGCCUCAGUCAGAAUGGCAAAUUCAGCUAUGGGUACGCUAGCUCCCCUGGCAAGAGAUCUUCAAUGGAAGAUUUUUACGAGACAAAAAUUGAUGGUGUUGAUGGUGAAAUUGUUGGCCUUUUUGGAGUUUUUGAUGGCCAUGGUGGUGCCCGGGCUGCCGAAUAUGUCAAGCAAAACCUAUUUAGCAAUUUGAUCAGCCAUCCGAAAUUCAUUUCUGACACCAAAUCUGCAAUAGCUGAUGCAUAUAACCAUACAGAUUCUGAAUUCCUGAAAUCUGAAAAUAAUCAAAAUAGAGAUGCUGGAUCAACUGCUUCCACUGCCAUUCUUGUUGGAGACCGUUUGCUUGUUGCAAAUGUUGGGGACUCCAGAGCUGUUAUAUGCAGGGGUGGAAAUGCUGUUGCUGUUUCCCGAGAUCAUAAACCAGACCAAACUGAUGAGAGGCGAAGGAUUGAAGAUGCUGGUGGCUUUGUUAUGUGGGCUGGAACUUGGAGAGUUGGUGGCGUUCUUGCUGUCUCUCGUGCAUUUGGUGAUCGACUCCUGAAGCAGUAUGUUGUUGCUGAUCCAGAAAUCCAGGAAGAAAAGGUUGAUAGCUCUCUUGAGUUUCUUAUAUUGGCCAGUGAUGGGCUAUGGGAUGUCGUCUCAAAUGAGGAAGCUGUUUCCAUGAUUAAACCGAUCGAGGAUGCUGAGGAAGCAGCAAAGAGGCUAAUGCAAGAAGCAUAUCAGCGAGGUAGUUCUGACAACAUUACAUGCGUUGUUGUUCGUUUCUUGUCGAACCAAGGUGCUUCUUCUCAUAGUAACUCUGGCUAA